UUCCUGUGACUUGUGUCCGAGAUAGACACUCGUUUUACUUGGAUUUUCUGUUUCAUUGGCGGGAGGUGGUUUUUCAAGUUGUUCUGGUACUGACGCUUGUUUAUGUGGAAUUUUGUCCUUUUGGAAUAAAGAUGUCUGUUGUACCCCCAAAUCGUUCGCAGACUGGUUGGCCGCGUGGUGUUAACCAGUUCGGCAAUAAGUACAUUCAACAAACCAAGCCUCUGACGUUGGAGAGGACAAUUAAUCUCUAUCCAUUGACAAAUUACACUUUUGGUACCAAAGAACCUUUGUACGAGAAGGAUAACUCUGUGGCAGCACGGUUCCAGCGGAUGAGAGAGGAGUUUGACAAAAUAGGGAUGAGGAGGACGGUGGAGGGAGUCUUGAUUGUCCAUGAGCACAGACUGCCCCAUGUCCUUUUACUGCAGCUUGGGACAACGUUUUUUAAAUUGCCUGGUGGAGAACUGAACCCUGGAGAAGAUGAAGUAGAAGGACUGAAACGCUUAAUGACAGAGAUCCUUGGGCGCCAGGAUGGAGUGCAGCAGGACUGGGUUAUUGAUGACUGUAUAGGCAAUUGGUGGAGACCAAACUUUGAACCCCCACAGUAUCCAUAUAUUCCAGCUCAUAUUACAAAACCGAAAGAACACAAGAAACUUUUUCUGGUGCAGCUCCAAGAAAAAGCCCUCUUCGCAGUUCCAAAGAAUUACAAAUUGGUUGCUGCUCCUCUGUUUGAGUUGUAUGAUAAUGCACCAGGGUAUGGACCUAUUAUUUCCAGUCUGCCACAGCUACUGAGCAGAUUUAAUUUUAUCUACAACUGACUGUGGAUGUCCAUGGGAGAUUAUGUGAAAGAAGCUGUCUCUGUGAGCACAGUUUUAAAGAAGAACAGAAGACUGCCUCCCGGGUCAUGGUGGAGGACUUCAUAUUUUUUAUGACUUUUAUUUUGUUGUCUUUUUCCCCCUUUUUCGGAAGACCCGAAAACUUUCUGUUGUGCGUGUAUUAUGUGAUAAAUGUGUCUGAAGCUGUUGGUAUAAAGAGUGGAUUUGAUUUUAUAUGCUGCAGCAUUUUUAAUAAUUGUUUAAUGGUUAUUUUUUACUUCAUUAAACGCAAACAAGUUCUAGCAGCACUUUUUUUAAAACACUUUUAGUAGUUUUAGUAUUUUCCAGUAUCAUUUAGAAAAGUGCUGCUUGAUGAGAUGUCAAAAGUUGAAACUGAAAUUUUCAUAUUUUUUCAGAUCAUAAACUUUUAAGUUAAGCAUUAACUUCCAGGAGCAGAUUUUUUUUGUUCUCUUGAUAAAAUAUUUAAUCUCUGCAGAGUUCAACAUUUUAAAUUAUACUUUUUAGAGUGCAUAUCAAGCAGAAGCCCAUAAAUCGGGUUGACGCACUUCAAUUUAGUAAACCCUGGGUUUAUGACCUGUUAAGUUUACAUUUCUUUGAAACUAAGUUUACCAGCUAUUAUUGUAGAUAGUAUAUAUUAUCAGGGCUGUGAAGUUCAAAUUGGCCUUCAUAUUUCAAGGAUGUAUGGUGAUAGCUAAAGUGCUAAUUUAAAGUAAGCAAACAGAUUUUGUGAUGUCUGCAUAUGCAGCAAAAGUAAUACUUUUCAUUGCGAAAGUGUAGUCUACAGAUGAAUUGUUUAUGAGCAUAUGUUUGUUCCGUAUAAGUAAAUCAUCAGCUAUCAAUUUACCCUGUCUGAAGAGCAGAUUCUCCCAUAGUGACCCAUAGACACAUACGAUCUUUUGAAAAAAUGUGCUUGGACUUGUAUCCCGAAACCGUGCUGAGGAACAAUAAAAACAUUAUGAUCUUUGGACACCUGA
Messenger RNA from Protopterus annectens (West African lungfish), 1807 nucleotides. RefSeq names its product nudix hydrolase 21 (gene NUDT21). The record is from RefSeq and is a predicted model, not a curated record. Lineage: Eukaryota; Metazoa; Chordata; Ceratodontiformes; Protopteridae. The transcript is spliced from 7 exons. Gene Ontology annotation, cellular component: mRNA cleavage factor complex. Bases 132 to 815 code for a protein of 227 amino acids. Gene Ontology annotation, molecular function: mRNA binding.